Molecule: messenger RNA, 702 nt
Organism: Botrytis fragariae
Lineage: Eukaryota; Fungi; Ascomycota; Leotiomycetes; Helotiales; Sclerotiniaceae
Exons: 4
Coding region: 1-702 (233 amino acids)
Source: RefSeq, a predicted model, not a curated record
AUGGAGCCAAAUCACACGAAAUCUACCACUAAUACGCCGUUUGUCGAUCUCGGACUUCUCAUGGGGAUCAAUCAUCAAAUUGAAGCCGAAAACACUGAAGAACGGUACAGAGAUUACAAAAUGUGCAGAGAACGCAUAGAUAGCAUGAUUCCACCUAUGACUAGCUCUGGAGAAACAACCGUGGCUACACUUGAGGGAUCGGAAGACGAAAGGCUGUCUUCGGAGACACUGUCUGACACGGAAGAGACAUCAGAGGAUAUUCAAGAAACUCGAGCUGAAACUAAGAAGAGGAGACGCCAGGAAUUACUCGAUAAUCAUGAUGCAGAAUCGUACGAGCUCGUCGUGGAUGACCUUCUUGAGAGUCAGAUUAGACAUUACGCGGUGCUGCAGCGAUGUGGGUUGGUUCCCGUGCAAGCAAAAGAAGAUACACAUUAUAAGGAGGAUACUUGGAGUGGGACUAGCGAAGAAUCAGACCCUACGCCAAGAUAUAGAGAUCCUAUUUCCAAUCUACCCAUUUCACAAUUUUCGACUAAGAGCAAGAAUCCUAAAUUAUCCCAUGGCGAAAAUAACGUGAGCGCAAUUGGAAAGAGUGGGCCUGGCGUCACAAAGAAAGGUCACGUUGCCAAGAAACGGGCAAUCAUCAACAAGAAGGACAUGUUCGAGUUGAUGUUUAAGGGACCGGAGCAUUGUUCUAGAGCUUAG